Molecule: messenger RNA, 1279 nt
Organism: Cucurbita maxima (winter squash)
Lineage: Eukaryota; Viridiplantae; Streptophyta; Magnoliopsida; Cucurbitales; Cucurbitaceae
Product: heavy metal-associated isoprenylated plant protein 7
Exons: 5
Coding region: 102-1169 (355 amino acids)
Molecular function (GO): metal ion binding
Source: RefSeq, a predicted model, not a curated record
GUCACUCCAGGAGGAUGGUGACGAUGAUUAUAAAAACCCACUCUCAUCUCUAAGCUUCCACUACUUCCCACUCUUCUCUAACUCCAGCUCCAUCCAUUCCAAUGGGGGAGGAGGACAAUAAACCGGUGGAUUCAAAACCAGAGGAACCUCCGAAUGCGGCUCCCGAUCGAGAGAAUGAAGAACCCCAGAGCGAGAACCCACCGCCACCGGAGAAGACACCAGCGGAAGAACCAAAAGAUGGCAUCAAAGAGCAGCCUCUUCCUCGACCCCCUCAGGACAUUGUCCUCACUGUUUUUAUGCAUUGCGAAGGCUGUGCACGCAAGGUCCGCCGCUGCCUCAAAGGCUUCGAAGGGGUUGAAAGCGUGGAGACAGAUUGCAGAACUCACAAAGUGGUGGUGAAAGGAGAGAAGGCCGAUCCGCUCAAGGUUUUAGGGAGGCUACAGAGGAAAAGCCACAGACGGGUCGAAUUGAUCUCCCCUGUCCCCGAGCUCCCUGCUGCGAACCCCCCACCCGAAGAGAAGCCCAAAACAGAGGACAACAAACCAGAGCCUCAGAUUGUAACGGUUGUGUUGAAAGUGCACAUGCACUGCGAGGCUUGCGCUCAAGAAAUCAGAAGACGGAUACACAGAAUGAAAGGUGUUGAAUCGGUGGACCCAGAUCUAAAAAGCUCGCAGGUCACGGUGAAAGGAGCGAUCGAUCCGGCGGCGCUGGUUGAAUAUGUUCACCGCCGAACCGGAAAACACGCGGCGAUUGUGAAGCAAGAGCCGGAAAUUGCGCCGGAGAAUAAUUCGGACGAUGGUGCAAAAGAAGUGAAAGAAGAGAAGAAAGCCAACGCCGGUGACGGUGACGGCGAGGGUGCCGAGUGUGAGAAGAAGGUGGAGGAAGAAAGUAAAGUGGAAGAGAUACCCGGGGGCGGCGAUGCUGGCGAUGGGACGACGGCUGCAGAAGAAGACCCAAAGGUUGUGGAAGUGAAGAAGAAUGAACAUCAUUAUUACCCGCAAAGGUAUAUCAUGGAAAUGUAUCCGUAUCCGGCGCCGAUUAUGGACGGCAUAGGGUACCCGGCGGCGCACAUAGCGGUGGACGCUUGUCCGGCGCGGGUGAUAGGGUACGAGUAUCCACCUCAGAUGUUCAGCGAUGAAAACCCAAAUGCUGCCUGUUCGGUGAUGUAGGGUAUAGAAUUUUGUUGGAUGGAAUGAAUGUAUAAGGGAUGGAUGUUAUAAAAACAUUAUCGUAUCGUAUAUAUUAUUUAGGAUGGUUGGUAUAAGAUAGUUAAUGUCAU